This is a messenger RNA of Aspergillus luchuensis, 1629 nucleotides long. Its product is annotated as cytochrome P450. NCBI's taxonomy places the organism in Eukaryota, Fungi, Ascomycota, Eurotiomycetes, Eurotiales, Aspergillaceae. The record is from RefSeq and is a predicted model, not a curated record. Bases 1 to 1629 code for a protein of 542 amino acids. The transcript is spliced from 4 exons. Gene Ontology annotation, molecular function: heme binding; iron ion binding; oxidoreductase activity, acting on paired donors, with incorporation or reduction of molecular oxygen.
AUGGAGUGGCAACUAUCACACCACAAAAUCUCUCUUGGAGAUGCAGAAAGCCCCCUAGCAUUCAAAGCCGUAUCUAUAGCCAUUUUAUGGUCACUCUGGUAUCUUUGGCGCUUCUACAUCGUUCCCGCCCUCUACCCUAAUGAACCACGCAUACUACCAUACUGGAUUCCCUUUAUUGGCCAUACUGUAUCCUUCGUACGAUGCGCAGAAAAUGUAUAUCGGAGAGCGAAUGCACACUUCCCCGACACUGAGCCCUACAGCGUCAUCCUCAUGGGAGGCACAACAGUCAUCAUCCGGGACAUCAAAGACCUAUCCAGUGUAUGGAGAAAUACCAGCGCCCUAAGCUAUGACCCCUUCACCUCUCGCAUGCUCAUGGCCUUUGGCAUAACACCGCAUCAUGUGCGAAACCUGUAUAAACCAGAUCCAGCGCGUCUGCUUCCUGACGAACAGACACGCGAGCGAUCCUUGCUAUCGUGUGCCAAUCCGAAGAAACUCUCUUAUAUGCAUUUGCAGAGCCAGUGGUUUAAGACGCAGCUACUGCCGGGUGAGCACCUUAAUGGAUUAUUAAAUGCUUAUCCAGUGUUUUUGUCUCGAUUUCUUGAUAUCUCACUCCUACGUAAGGGUUUGGCUAGGGAGGUAACAUCUUUCAAAUGUGAUGGAGCCAAUACUUCGGUGACACUCCCCCUGGGACGCUUCUGUCGCUACGUCCUAGCGCAGAGCGCAUUCCGAACCUUCUUCGGCGAGGAGCUAUUCGAAAUCGAGCCGGAAUUUACCCGCAUCUACCAACGCUGGGAAGACGCCAGCUGGAAGAUCUUCUAUAACUUCCCCCAUUUCCUCGCGCCGGGGCUACAAGCGGAUCGCAAGCGUGUUAUCGCUGCUCUCGCUGUGUAUCUGGAUCUACCUGAAUCCAAGAGAAAGAACACCGCUUGGAUAUUCGGAGCUAUGAAUUCCGAAUUGACCAAUUUGGGCUUGCCCGCCCAUGACCGCGCCGGCCUGAUCAUGAUGAUCUGUUGGGCAAUGAACAACAACGCCCACUACAUCGCCUUCUGGAUGUUCGCACAUAUUCUCACCAACCCAACCCUGAAAGCAUCCAUUGAGAGCGAAAUAUCCGCCUGCUACCCCAGCCCGACCUCAGACCAAGGAUGCGACAUGGAGAAACUAUCCAGCGCAUGUCCCCAUCUCAACGCCCUCUGGGCGGAAGCCCUUCGGCUAUACAAUUUCUCAACGGCAGUGCGCAAAGCCGUGGAUGACUGCUCCGUCGGAACUAAGAUAAUUCACAAGGGAGACCAAGUCUUCGGUCCCGUGCGGAACUUCCACUUGGCUGAGGGUGUCUUUAGUUCCGGGGCUGCGGACUUCGACCAUACUCGCUUCCUGAAGAAUCCUAAGAUCAGACAGGCGAAGGAGUAUUUCCCCUUCGGGGGUGGGCAUACGCUGUGUCCGGGGAGGUAUUUUGCUGAACGGGAGGUGUAUUUGUUGGUUGCGAUGAGUUUAAGGAGAUUCAAGAUGGAGGUCACGACUGCUGAUGGGGGCGUUGUGGAGAGCCCGAAAGUUCCAGACAUUCGGAUGGAUUUGCCGUCUCUGGCGGCGGCAGCGCCAGCGGGGGAUUUGUUUGUGACUGUGAGGAGUUGA